AGAAACUAAUUAGGUCAUGAAUUAUUCAUGAGGGUUUAGAAGGAGGCUUUGAGGCAGAACAGGAAGGGUUGCACCAUGUCGGACCGGGAGAGUGGUGAUGAACAACAAGAACAGCAAGGACAGGGCUCUGGUGAGCAGGAGUUGGCAACAAAAACUUUGCAGAUUCAGUCAAAAAGAUUCUAUUUAGAUGUCAAACAAAACAGACGUGGAAGAUUUAUCAAAAUAGCAGAAGUGGGCGCAGGAGGGAAGAAAAGUCGCCUCCUGUUGGCAAUGUCUACUGCCGCAGAAUUCAGGGAUUAUCUUACAGAUUUUAGUGAACAUUACGCAUCACUUGGUCCUCCUAACCCAGAUAAUUUACCUGAAGACGGUAAACUGAAAAGUGAAACCAUGAUUAAAGACAAUAGACGUUACUAUCUUGACCUCAAGGAAAAUCAGCGAGGGAGAUUCUUGAGGGUAGCACAGACUCGUCCACGAGGUGGACCUCGCUCACAAAUAGCCAUUCCUGCACAAGGAAUGAUUGAGUUUCGAGAUGCUUUAACAGAUUUGUUAGAUGAGUUUGGUACGGACGACCACGGUGAGUCAGAUGAAGGACAGAGUGAAUUACCAGAAAGCAAGUACCUAAGGGUUGAAAACAAAGUCUUCUAUUUUGAUGUCGGCUCUAACAGACGUGGGGUUUACCUGAGAGUAUCGGAGGUACGAUCUAACUAUCGCACUGCCGUCACCAUUCCAGAGAGGUCUUGGGGCAGGUUUCGUGACAUGUUGUCAGAAUUCGUUGAAGGUUCCACUCAGACAGGAACUGUAGCUGAGGCUCCAAAAGAGGUGAAAGAGACGAAAUAAAGAUGGCUACCUAUCUGACAGAGGGAAUGUGCAACGUCGGGGGUCUGGUCCAUAUGUUUUGUAAAAAGUGCACUUGGUGUUGCGUUAUGUGAAAUUUUAUCAGUAAUUGAUUGUCCUUGAGGAGAAUUUUUAGCUGUUUUUUGAUUGAUUAUAGUUGUAAGGAUUAAUGGUGUGUUUUUUCAUUUAUGGUCAGAAUCACAAGAAAUGUUGUCUCUAUUCAUUCUAUUACCCUUAUUGACAUUUUUUGUGGGAUUUUAAAUUAUCUAUGAAAAUUAAAAUUCCCUAGCACAGUAUUUUUACGAGGCACAUUUCCUUUGCCAUAUUGACAGCAAAAGACAUUUGACAACGCUGAUGUCUAAUGGCAUAGGGAAAGAUCGUAUAUUUGUGGAAAGUUUCUUACUGAAUGUACUGUAGUUUGUAUAAUGGUGUAGGUUCAAGGUUUUAAGCUACUCUGGAUAAAGGCAAAUAUGAUAUGAUUGUGUGUUAAUGUACUUGUAUUGUUAGAUGAAUUUAUAAUAGAUAAAAGAAAACGAACAGUUGCAUAAAAUGACGAGCUGUCCAGGACUGACUGGAUAUGGUUCAUUUGUCUCCGUGUUAUACAAAGUUGGACAUGCAGCUGGUUCCGUUAUCGUUCACACAUUUACAUCAUCCUUGCCGUUAGUGACCGUUACGCACCGAGAUUGGAAUUUACGACUGAAAUAAACUGUGAUAAUUUAUAUCUGACAUUAACAAUAUAUCAUUGAAAAAAUUUAUUCUCAACAAAUUAUAUUUCAUACUGUUUAAUUAAUGUUGAAUAAUUUUUUUCUGAGUGUUGAAAUAUCUUAAUUACAGCAUUACUGUACAUACAUAGCCUCCAUUUAUAUUUGCCUUUUGUGGUGUUAGGGAGUAAUUUCGUUAAACAUUGUUUAUUUAGUUGCAUUUCAUCAAACAUUAAAAACAAAAUAACAAUCAAACAAUUCAUAACUAAAUAAAGUUUUGCAAGACUAACAGACAUCUUGUGUAUGGUAAAAUGAUAAGGCAGGUGAUAUUUUGAAGGUGAUUAAUGCCAAAAUAGUUCUAUGUACAAUGCUGUGGUUUCAGGAAAAUGUACAAAUUUUGUUUCAUAUAAUGUUACCUUUUUUUCACUUUGUCACCAUAAGAACAAAAAAAAAAGUUUAUUCUAAUAUCAAUUUGAUUGAAAGGUAUUAAAACAUUAUUUUUAGAUAUCUGACCAUCAUGACCAUGCUUGCAUUUACUUCAGAUCUGUAAAUUAAUGCCUCUUUGAAACUAAAGGGAUUCCAAUGUCAAAAGGAAAACAAAUCCAUAGAAAAUAGAGGCACAGGGUCAAACAACCUUUUUGUUGUGGUUGACAAAGUGUUAAAAAAAAGUGUACAUUAUGUUAUUAUUAUAAGGCCAAUCAGUAUAAGGAAAAGUGUUAUAAUUUAUAUACCUUCAACUGUGAUAAAAUUGUACAAAUUGUUGUCGGUGAUGAGAUUCUUUAUUUAAUCUUGUUUAUGUUGACCUUGGAGCAUGCUUGGUAUAAAGGACAUUGUGAAAUAAAUGCUUCAUUUUCCUGUCUAGUUUAAAAUCUUGAGGAAAAUCUAUUGGCAUUUUUGUGAUGGAAGUUCUUUCUUCGUAUGCUUUCAAAGUUAUCAUAAAUGAGUCAAUUCUUGACCUAAUAUCUUGUUAAAGUUUUUUUGUUAUAUAUCUCAAAUUAUUGGUAUUUAAAAAAGUUUAUUUUACAUAAUACACAACUUAAUGUGAUACUUCAUUACUUAUUUUUUUAAAGUAAUACUGCAUUUUCUGAUGGAAAAAAGUUGAUGAAUGUGGAAUAACAAAAACUGUUCCUUUACUCCAAUAAAGGAGUAGAGAAUUGGAACAAACUAAACUUCUCUAAAAAGAAGAUAUAAAAGUGAAAUUUUAUGUUUUAGAGAGUCUCUUCUACCUUUUCAUAAUAUAUAAAGAUCAAAAGUAUAAUAGUAUCCCUUCCUUAUUUAAAAUUACUCAAACUGCUUAAAACCUUGUUAGCUAUACUCAUAUUUUGUUUUGUUUUUUAAACAUUUCUGUUGAACUUUGGCCUGAAGUUUGUUUCAUAACAGAUAAAGCUUUGCAAUCAUGACCUUUAAUAUUUUGGUAAAAUUAUUUUAUAUCAUGCUUUCGUCUUAACAUUAACUUAAGAAAUUGGAAUGAGAAAUUUAAUAUGUAUAGGAUAAAUAUUGAUUAUCCGUACCUGAUUGCAAAGUGUUUUUUUCUGUAUUGAGGCACCAUUUACCUUCAACUAUAGCUCACUUUUAGAAUUUGAAACCUAAAACAUUUUUGUAGUUCAAGUGAGAAAUUGUAUUUUAUUUACCAGAAACAUUUCUGUUCUUUUUGGAAGUUUUUCUGUUGGUUUUGUUAAACUACUUGUUAUUCAAUGGAAAUUUGUAUAGCACACCAAAAAGUAGUCUUGCACACAUUUGCAGUACACUUGUUGAGUCAAUAGUUUUGGUUUCAGUUAAUUUCUUGUUAUUCUGUUUGUUUUUUCUGUUUAUAGUUGAACUCUUACCUCAUGUUUUUAAGUUUAUUGAAAAUCGGCCAUUAAUCUGAAAUUGACUUUUCAACAGUAGUGUAGUUUUCAGUACUGUGGCUCUGUAACCAAGUGCUGUAUGUUCUUGCAAAAACCAUGUUUAAGUUGUCUGUCUAUAUUUUAUCAUUUUGUUUUUUCUUCAUGUUCAGUUUUUACAUACAAAUUAAUAAUGUAUUUUUCGAAAAUUCAAAACAGACCACACUCAUAUAGAUUGUAAAGUGUUUGCAUAGUUUUAUUUUUAACCAUUUAGUUAGUUUAUCAAGAACAAAGAAAAUGGAUUUGAAAAAAAAUAUUGAAAUUGUAUAUCUAAAGUAUGCCUUCAGAAAAAUAAAACAUGUUAUUUGUUAUAUAAAAUGUGAUGGAAAUUUUUGUACCCCAGCUAUAUUCACAUAUUGAAACAAGAUAAGGUGAAGACAUUUAACUAUAAGUUUCAGUUCAACGGUAGGAAUAAUUGAAAAAGUAACAACAGAAUUUUAGUGUAUGGAGAUAAAUCAAAAUAUUCGUGCAUUGAGUAAUAACUUAUUGUUUUAUACAUGGAGAUGACUUUUUCUGAAAUUGAAUGUUGUUAAAACAUGAAAUUUUUUAAAUAUGUGUUUAGAAAUUUUUUGAAACUGAAGAUCAUGAGCGAAACUUUUAUUUAAACCUUGACCUUAUCUUAACUGAUUUAAUGAUAUCAUUGUUCAAGAUUAGUUUGUUGAUAAUGUUAAAAUUGUACAUUUCACUUGUAAUUUUUCAUUCUUAUUGUUGUUAGGCCGGGGUACCUUGUUUUAACAAUAUACAUAUAUAUAUAUUAUGGUUUAAUUUUAUUGGCUAUUUGGUUGCUAUGUAAACGAUAGAAGUGCUAUGUUUAUUUUUUUAUAUUACUAAGAUUUCUAGAUAUUCAAGGAUUUUUUACCCUGCUUAAUACAAGACUGAUAUUUUUUCCUUAAAUAAAUUGUUCAUAUUUUAAAAGCAUUGACACAGAAAUAAUUUUUAAUUUUUUUUUUUUAAUUUUGAUCCUUUGGAAUAUGUUGAUUGGCUUGCUACUUGUUAAAUUGAAAAUUCAUAUUGUGAAUGAAAAAAUUAAACUUGAAGAAAGGGUAAGUAUUUCUUGGAUAACUGGAUAUUUUAGUUUUAUAUGCACAGGGAGGCUUGGUAUAGAACGAGCAAGGAGGACUCUAAUGAAAAUUAACUCUAAUUGACAGGAUUAGUCAAUUUGAGAGGUAUAUCACCAGAUUGAAAGGUCAAACUGAUGAUAUUAUUAUUUUAUUAUUAUGAUGUUUUACAGCCUUUUGUUAAAUUUUUGUUAUUGAAAAGAUAUAUUUAUAUUUAAUAACGGUUAUAAUAAUUUUGGGCAACUGCAAUUUUAUCAAACCUUGAAAAUUAUAAAGCAAAUUUUAACAUUGAUCUAGAUACGGUGUAGUGUUGAUGUUUGUCUAAAGAGCUUGGUAGUUUACAAGAUGUCAAAAUUUGCUUUAGAUUUUCACAAUGCUGUUAUAUUCAAGCCACCCUUCAUCACUGUAAAAAGGUAUAUUUAUAUUUAAUUUUUUCAUAUCAAGAGAGAAAUUGGAUGUGCAUGCUUUUUAUGAAGUACUGGUUUGCCUGAUCACUGUAUCACAGGGUUAUAUAAUAUAGUUAUAAUUAUACUUUUGUUUGAAAUGAGAUCAGUUAUUAACUUUAGGUAAUGUAGCUUAUGUUAAAUCUAAUAUGGUAAAAAAAUAAUUAGAUAUAAAGUUCAAGGUUGUUAUAAAAUCAAGUAUAAAAAAAAAUUGUUUUGACAUCAACAUUUAAAAUAAAAGUUUUGAUUUGAAAUGGUUAUGAUGUAUUGAAAAACCUGUUGAUACUGUUAAAAUAUGUAUGCGCACUAAGAAAAUAUUGGCAACUAAUAUUGGCACCUAUACUUGCCGUGCAUAGUAUUAAAGAUAAAUGUGCAAUAAUGAUAUAGAAUUCAUGCACAAAAUUAUUUUUAACAUGUGCACAGAUUCAGAAUUUCAUAUAAAAACAGAAUUAAUUGUACUUGUUUGUGAAUUAUAAUCUACUAAUUGAUUGUUAAGUCAUUUUACUGUUUUAUUUUGUUGAGGAAGCCCUAAUCAGUUUUUAUGUUUACCAGUACUUUGUUGUUAAACUUCACUUGUUUUAUUGUCUCAAGGAAUUGUUACUUUGUUAUGUAAAACAACGGCAUAUUAUGAAAUAUAGAUUCAAUCUUUA
Mytilus trossulus (common blue mussel) is the source of this 5569-nucleotide messenger RNA. Its product is annotated as transcriptional activator protein Pur-beta-like. Lineage: Eukaryota; Metazoa; Mollusca; Bivalvia; Mytilida; Mytilidae. Gene Ontology annotation, cellular component: nucleus. The record is from RefSeq and is a predicted model, not a curated record. Gene Ontology annotation, molecular function: DNA-binding transcription factor activity, RNA polymerase II-specific; RNA polymerase II transcription regulatory region sequence-specific DNA binding; purine-rich negative regulatory element binding. Gene Ontology annotation, biological process: regulation of transcription by RNA polymerase II. Bases 76 to 837 code for a protein of 253 amino acids. The transcript has 7 exons.